UGCUGCAGAGAACUCGGUGAUAGCCUCUCCCGGUUUUUUUAUGUUUAUGUUAUUUAAGAGACGUAGAUUUGAGUCGAAAAUUACCCGAAAGUUGGAAGUUAUGGUGCCCCCGUAGGGUUUCUCAGUUUGGGAACCGUCGAGGGCUCUCUAAUCGGCGUAUGAUGGUACAAACAAAAAUAGCCUAAUCACGAUGGAAUACGAUUAUAACGCUUUCCGUAAAGAGUCGGAUUUUCAUAACCGGUGCUGCGGGGGCGCGUUAUGGUGCAUACGUGACAUAUGCGGCGUGAUAUGCGCCCUGCUUACGUGGCUCCUGAUUUCCUACUCAGAGUUUGUUGUUAUGUGUGUGAUACUAAUUCCUAGUCCCUACCCUGUUUACAGCGUCAUAAACGCUAUUAUAUUCCAGACGUGCGCCUUUUUGGCUUUCGCGUCGCACUUGAAAACCAUGUUCACCGAUCCGGGCGCCGUGCCCAAGGGCAACGCGACCAAGGAAAUGAUUAAACAGAUGGGUUUCCGUGAGGGCAGGGUUAUAUUCAAGUGCCCGAAAUGUUGCAGUAUUAAGCCGGACAGAGCCCAUCACUGCUCUGUCUGUCAGAGGUGCAUUAGGAAAAUGGAUCACCACUGUCCUUGGGUGAACAACUGCGUAGGCGAGAACAAUCAAAAGUACUUUGUACUAUUUACCUUUUACAUUUGUAUCAUAUCGCUCCAUUCGCUGUUUCUGGCGGUGAACCAGUUUCUUAUGUGCAUCCGGCACGAGUGGAAAGACUGCGCCAGCUAUUCGCCGCCCGUUACCAUUGUGCUCCUCCUGUUCCUGAUGUUCGAGGCGUUGCUGUUUGCCAUUUUUACGGCGGUGAUGCUCGGCACCCAGGUCCAGGCGAUCUGGACCGAUGAAACUGGCAUCGAGCAGCUGAAAAAGGAGGAAGCCAGAUGGGUGAAGAAAUCCCGCUGGAAAAGUAUCCAGGCGGUUUUCGGGCGGUUCUCGCUGCUGUGGUUGUCCCCGUUCGCCCGGCCCCGCAAGUACAAGAACGAGUACGAAUUUUAUUCCGUUUGAAUUGUAUAAAUGAUUUGUUAGUAUUAUUUUUUUUUUAUUACGGAGAAAAACGGUUUUUCACUUGUGAUAAUUUGAAACGUGUACAUUAAACUUCCACAUUCUCUCUCCCGCGACGAGAAGGUAUAUCACAUUUUCGUUUGUAAGGCUGAAUAAAGACUUCACUAUU
Molecule: messenger RNA, 1214 nt
Organism: Cylas formicarius (sweet potato weevil)
Lineage: Eukaryota; Metazoa; Arthropoda; Insecta; Coleoptera; Brentidae
Product: palmitoyltransferase ZDHHC3
Exons: 3
Coding region: 191-1048 (285 amino acids)
Biological process (GO): protein targeting to membrane; peptidyl-L-cysteine S-palmitoylation
Cellular component (GO): endoplasmic reticulum; Golgi apparatus
Molecular function (GO): protein-cysteine S-palmitoyltransferase activity
Source: RefSeq, a predicted model, not a curated record